GAAUUAAAUCCGAUAAUGGAGCGUAAGGCAGGAAAACGUUCGCGUUCCCCGACCGAUGACGAUACCAACAACAAUGUUACCCAAACCAAGGUCUGGGUAAGCCAGAAGAUGAGCGAUGCCCGCGACCCGGCGAAGAUGAAGGAGGUACACGAAAAAACUACUAAAAUGCUAUUCGAUGCUGCCGCCAACAUGGGAACCGGAAAUGGUAGUACCCAGGCCCCGAGUCUAACCCUUACGGUAGCUGGAGGAUCGGCACAAGGACAGCAGCAAGGUCAGGAUCAGACUAUAGAAAUGGCACCCGCAUCCUCAACUGCCUCCGCCACUCUACACGAACAAUAUCAGUUGUUGGGGGAUGGCACCAUCAUAGUACGCGAUAUGCGUCCGGAUAUGGCUAAUCCGCGCCUGGAGCGCAAAAAGUCACGCUGCUGCCAGCGCCAGACCCUCAUCCAUGGCAUCUGUGUCAAUUGUACCAUGGACUUGUGCGAGGAGUGCGGCUAUUCGUGCGGCGAAUGCUACCAAUUUAUAUGCCGCAGCUGUGUUACUCUAUUUGGCAACCGUCCUGAUGAUUCCGAUGAUCCGCUCUGCGAACGCUGCCAGAUGUUCUUCGCCUAGGAAGGAAUUAUUCCU
Messenger RNA from Drosophila bipectinata, 627 nucleotides. RefSeq lists its product as uncharacterized. Gene Ontology annotation, molecular function: CD27 receptor binding. Lineage: Eukaryota; Metazoa; Arthropoda; Insecta; Diptera; Drosophilidae. Gene Ontology annotation, biological process: extrinsic apoptotic signaling pathway. The record is from RefSeq and is a predicted model, not a curated record.